AAAAAAAAGAAUCCAGAACUAAACUGAAGAAUGCUUUCUUCGGACCAGCAAAACCCUAACAGACCUAUAAAUGAACGCAUCUUAUCUGUAUUACAGAAAUCUAAUCAUAUCAACCAUCUCAAGCAACUCCAAUCAUUCCUCAUAACAACUGGUAAUAGCCGGAUACAAUUCAUAACAUUCAAGCUCGUUCGCUUCUGUAUUAUCACACUGUCAAAUAUUGAUUACGCACGUCUCAUUUUCAAUGAUCUACACUCCCCCAAUGUGUACUUAUACACUGCAAUGAUUACUGCUUAUACUUCGCAGUCUGAUCAUAAAUCAACUCUUCUUUUGUACAGAGAUAUGGUUCGCUCUGAACGAACUCGUCCCAGUGAAUUCAUCUAUCCCCAUGUUUUAAAAUCAUGUCUUGACGAAACCCAUGGUGUUAAAUCUGUUCAUAAUCAUAUUAUGAAAUCUGGGUUUGGCGGAUACUCUAUUGUUCAAACAUCUCUUGUUGAUGCUUACUUGAAAACUGGGUCGCCUGAUCUUGUGGUUGCUCGAUCUCUGUUUGAUGAAAUGACAGAGAGAAAUGUUGUUUCUUGGACUGCUAUGAUGUCCGGGUAUGCGAGACUGGGGCAGAUUGGAAAUGCGAUAUCGUUGUUUGAGGAAAUGCCGGAAAGAGAUGUCCCUUCUUGGAAUUCUGUUAUUGCUGGUUGUACUCAGAAUGGUUUGUUUACGGAAGCAAUCUCGUUCUUUAAACAGAUGGUUUCAUUGGAUAGUGACUACAAACCAAACCAAAUUACAGUUGUUUGUAUUCUAUCAGCUUGUGGGAAUCUUGGAAUGCUUCAACUAGGGAGAUGGAUUCAUGGGUAUAUUUACAGGAACUGUAUCACUCCAAGUCCUUUUAUACUAAAUGCUCUUGUUGAUAUGUAUGGUAAAUGUGGGAGCUUGAGAAUAGCAAGACGGGUAUUUGAUCACACAUCGACAAAAUCCCUAACAACUUGGAAUUCUAUGAUUAAUUGUCUGGCUCUCCAUGGGCAAAGUGAAACUGCAAUUACUGUAUUUGAGGAGAUGAUAAAUUAUGGAGGUUCAGUGAAACCUGACGAGGUUACAUUUAUUGGUUUGCUUAAUGCUUGUACUCAUGGAGGAUUGGUUGAAGAAGGUCGCAAGUACUUUAAGUUAAUGACCGAGGAUUAUAGAAUAGAGCCGCAGAUUCAGCAUUAUGGUUGUAUUAUAGAUCUUCUUGGUAGAGCAGGUCAGUUUGAAGAAGCAAUGGAAGUCAUCAAAGAGAUGAGAAUGGCACCAGAUGAAGUGGUUUGGGGUUCAUUAUUAAAUGGUUGUAAAGUUUAUAGACGUAUGGAUUUAGCGGAGUUCGCAGUAAAAAAACUGAUUGAGAUUAACCCAGAUCAUGCUGGGUAUGGAGUAAUGUUGGCAAAUGUAUAUGGCGAUGUAGGAAAGUGGGAUGAAGUUGGGAAGGUGAGGAAAAAGUUAAAGGAAAUGGGAGCAACAAAGACGCCUGGAUGUAGUUGGAUUGAGAUUGACAGUCAAGUUCAGCAGUUUUAUUCUGCUGAUAAAACACAUCAUAAAACAGAAGAGAUAUACAAGAUGUUGGAAGUCAUAGCUGGUUUUUCUUAGUCUGAACUAUAGGUUGGGGUUGGAAACAACUAUUGAUUAUCAAAAGUAGGAUAUUAACUAACUGAAAGUGGAGGUAGAUGGAAUGUAGGACAGCUGCAAAGCAAUCCAGAUGCACCAAAUCAACCGAGACACAGGAGUUCCAUCAUCAAUGCCUCUUCACAAUGGUUGGUAGUGACUCAAUACACAUUGAAAGAGAGUGCAUUCAUGUUCUGAAUGGAACAACUUUUAUCGCUUAAAAGACGAAUAGCAUUGUAACUGCUGGAAAUCCAACAUCAC
This is a messenger RNA of Papaver somniferum (opium poppy), 1887 nucleotides long. RefSeq names its product pentatricopeptide repeat-containing protein At1g33350-like. Gene Ontology annotation, biological process: RNA modification. The transcript is spliced from 3 exons. Gene Ontology annotation, molecular function: protein binding; RNA binding. NCBI's taxonomy places the organism in Eukaryota, Viridiplantae, Streptophyta, Magnoliopsida, Ranunculales, Papaveraceae. The record is from RefSeq and is a predicted model, not a curated record. The coding region runs from base 31 to 1611 and encodes 526 amino acids.